Messenger RNA from Ooceraea biroi (clonal raider ant), 603 nucleotides. RefSeq lists its product as uncharacterized. Gene Ontology annotation, molecular function: nucleic acid binding. The record is from RefSeq and is a predicted model, not a curated record. Lineage: Eukaryota; Metazoa; Arthropoda; Insecta; Hymenoptera; Formicidae.
AUGACUCUCGCCUAUCGCAACGCUCUUCAAGAUCCCGACUUCCUAAAUAGCACGGCCAGUGACAAGGUGUCGUGGCACUUUGUGCCUCCAAGUGCUCCACACUUCGGAGGUCUUUGGGAAGCCGAGAUCAAGAGUGUUAAACAUCACUUGCGUCGCGUACUCGGCAGCCACACCCUCACCUAUGAGGAAUUUACGACGCUUUUGUACAAGGUUGAGGCGUGUUUAAACUCGCGUCCGAUCGCGCCGUUGAAUGACUCCAUCGACGACUUCGAAUUUUUAACUCCGGGUCAUUUUUUAGUUGGCUCUGCGAUCACUACUCAUCCAGAACCAUCGCUCAUCAACUUACGAGAGAAUCGUCUGACUCGGUGGCAGGUCCGAAAGAAGUGGCGUCAAGAGCAGCCCUCGAUUAAAUCAGGUCAGCUCGUACUAAUUCGUAAUGCCACGCUUCCACCAUGCAAAUGGGAACUGGGCCGAGUGACUCAAUGUCACCCCGGUGCUGACGGCUUAGUUCGUGUCGUUACUGUCCGAACGGCGACAGCGGAGUACAAGCGGCCUAUAGUCAAGCUCUGCAUCCUUCCGGUCGACUGCGCGACCUCCGACUAA